Cajanus cajan (pigeon pea) is the source of this 704-nucleotide messenger RNA. NCBI's taxonomy places the organism in Eukaryota, Viridiplantae, Streptophyta, Magnoliopsida, Fabales, Fabaceae. The record is from RefSeq and is a predicted model, not a curated record.
AUCUCUGUGCAUAGCAUUGAAGCACUUGAAAGAUGCAGAAAUUGGGUGACUUCAAACUACCACAUUUCUUCAAUUACCCACCUUACUUCACUUUGCAGCCUGUAAGAGACACAAGAGAGAAGCAGAUACAAGUACAACUAUGGAAAGAACUUAUUUUAGAUUAUUGUAAAACACAGAAGAUAUUUGUAAUUGGACUUGAAGAAGAAUUUCCUCUAUUUACAAAUCAUGUAAUUGAAAGGUCUCUUACCCAUGAAGCCAGAGCAACUUUCCUUUCAGCAUUAGUUUCUGAAGGACGUGCAGAAUGGAUGGAUAAAGGACAUAGGAAGUGUCUUAUUCUCUGGCAUCGGAUUCAAGAUUGGGCUGACAUUUUGAUACAGUUUGCAAAAGAUAAUGGACUGGAAGAUGGUGUUGUGACGAUAGAAGAAAUACGAUCUGGGACUGAAUCUCAAGGAACAGGUAAUCUGUUAAUGCUUAUGUCCUAUCUAUUUAUUAAGCUAUAAUUUGUGACAGGAAAAGUUUGACGAUUAUUUGCUUGUUCAAUUCAAUUGUCUUGUGUGUUGAAGCAUGCGAGUAUAUGUUUAGGACUUGAUAGUGGUACUUUUGUUAGGCCUUUUAAAUAUUAUUGCUUUUCAAUGUGUUUCCAAUCAAUCUAGUUGAAUCGGACCCUUUUGAACGAGAUUACGUAUGUGGUUUCCGGUAGUUGA